GAGUCACUGCUCUCUUUCUACUGCGAUCAAACAAUAUGGCUACGAUCGACACAGUUUCAUUCAAUGAACCUCAUCCGCCACGAGAAAACGCCAUCGAAGCCUUUCAAAAUGUAUUAGGCGAUAUCAAACAGGCGAUCAUCGAUUCUCGUCGAGAUUGGGACAAGCAUGAACCUAGGAUGUGGAAUAGAGCGCAGAAGUUGACCGAUCAGCAACUGGUGGAUUUUAAGCUUGAGAAAGAUCUAGUACUCGUAAGAAGUGGACCGACUACCUAUGGCACGAUCAUUCUGGGAAAGAUUAGAAUUCCAGCUGUUAACGAUGCAGAAGAUGUCAAGUUUCACUCGAUUUUAACUGAUGAGGGCAACCGAAAUGAAGACGGACAACCCACGACAUGGUGUGCGAUUCAGAGGAACGAUUAUCCUCUUGAAUUUUUCAACGAGUAGACAUAUUGUAUGUAAUAGUUGUUGGCACGUUGUAGCCAGGCGUUGGCACCGACAUUUCUCACACACGACC
This is a messenger RNA of Marasmius oreades (fairy-ring Marasmius), 510 nucleotides long. RefSeq lists its product as uncharacterized. Lineage: Eukaryota; Fungi; Basidiomycota; Agaricomycetes; Agaricales; Marasmiaceae. The transcript is spliced from 4 exons. The record is from RefSeq and is a predicted model, not a curated record. The coding region runs from base 36 to 440 and encodes 134 amino acids.